Molecule: messenger RNA, 735 nt
Organism: Penicillium olsonii
Lineage: Eukaryota; Fungi; Ascomycota; Eurotiomycetes; Eurotiales; Aspergillaceae
Source: the annotation of a GenBank genome assembly
AUGCAGACUCCGACUCAAGAUCCCCCGGGGACACCGCCUCGUCCCCCGUAUUCCCCGGUGACGCCUGUGUUUGCGCAACUGGCCCCGGUGCCGUCCAACGAGCCCAAAAUCGUUCCGCCCCCUCUGUCGCCAUCGCCGACAUCGCAACCCGCCACACAUAGUUAUCCACGCCCCCCACCAGCAAACCCUCCCGUCUACAAGCCCGAACCACCACCAGUCCCAAUUUCGGAGAGUGAGAACCCCGAUGCGAUCGCGCUACGAUCCGCAAUCUCCAUCCUGCAACUGCAAAAACAGCAAAGCCUACGCGAUAUCCAAACCUUAGAUCGCAUGAAGAGCGCCGCUGAAGCGAACCCGGAAGCCUUUGCGCAUGACCUCGCGACAGGCCGAUUAAAGACCGAGGAUCGGGGCGCGGUGGUCCAGUUCUCGGACGACCACGAGACGGAAGAAGGGGAUGGAAAGCGCACGAAUCCAGAUGGCUCCCCGGCUUCCCACUUUGGGCACAUUCCGAACCCUCAGAACGUGGUGCGCAUGCCCCCAAUCAAUUGGGCCAAGUAUAGUGUUGUCGGCGAGCCGUUGGAUCGGAUGCACAAGGAGCAGCUGCGGCGGCCAAAUCCUGGGGAGCCGAGAUGGGAGCGAGCGCCGGAGCAUGUGUUGGCUUCGCCGUAUCGGCCGUUGGUGGAUCAGCUGGAGACACCGGCGAAGCUGGGUCGGUCCAGCAAGGCAAAGAAAACUUGA